GACCCUCACACACACAUGACAUAAUCACACACUAUUUCUAUAUAUAUAAUAAAUUCUUGUGUCUUUGAAGUUUCAGAACAAGGUUCCUUAUCACACGAGCCUCUCAUCCAAGUCCAACGGUCUUAUUCACUCCAACCCCGCUCCACUUCUUCUUCUUCUUCCAAACAUGUCUCAGAAACCAAAGCAUCUCUCUUUAGUUAUGUCUUUACUUGCAAUUCUCUUAGCCACUUUAUUAUUAUCUUCGUCAGUAGAGUCCAAGACAUUCUGGGGUGAUGUGAAAGCUCUCAAAGACUUGAAAAGCUCAGUAGAUGCCAAAUCCAUGAGUCCAGGGUCUUGUCUGAGUACCUGGGACUUCUCCCUCGAUCCCUGCGACAAUGUCUUCAGCGACACAUUCACUUGCGGGCUCCGCUGCGUAUCGGGUCGGGUCACUGAGCUCAGUUUUGACCAGGCCGGUUACUCCGGCUCCCUCUCUUCCUUCUCCUUCAACCUCCCUUAUCUCCACACCCUCGAUCUCACCGGCAACUACUUCUCCGGUCCACUCCCCGACUCACUCUCCAAUCUCACCCGUCUCACCGGCCUUGCCCUCUCCGGAAACUCCUUCUCAGGAUCCAUACCCGACUCCCUCGGGUCGAUGUCGCUUCUCGUGGACCUCCUCCUCGACAACAACCGCCUCAGCGGCUCUGUUCCGGCGAGUUUUAACGGUCUUUCCAGCCUAAAACGGUUAGAGAUCCAAGUCAACAACAUCUCCGGCGAGUUCCCCGAUCUCAGCUCACUCAAAAACCUCUAUUACCUCGACGCUAGCGAUAACCGGAUCUCGGGUCGGAUCCCGUCAUCGUUACCGGAGUCUCUAGUCCAAAUCUCGAUGCGAAACAACCUCAUCCGAGGAACCAUCCCUCAAAGCUUCAAACUUUACAGCUCUCUCCAAGUGAUUGAUCUUGCCCACAACAAACUCAGCGGCUCAAUCCCAUCUUUCAUCUUCACUCAUCAGUCUCUACAGCAGCUAACACUCUCCUUCAACGGCUUCACCUCUUUAGACUCACCUUACUACUCCCCCAUGAGUCUCCCCAGCGAGCUUAUAUCAAUCGAUCUCAGCAACAACCGGAUCCAAGGCGUGUUACCUCUGUUCUUGGGUUUAUCACCAAAGCUCUCAGCUUUGUCCUUAGAGAACAACAACUUCUUUGGUAUGAUUCCGACACAAUACGUCUUGAAAACAGUAUCGUCGGGAUCCGAAUUCGCCCGGUUUCAGAGACUCUUGCUAGGUGGGAAUUUCUUAUUCGGUGUUGUACCGGGUCCUUUGAUGGCUCUGAAGCCUGGCUCAGCGAACUUGCAGCUCACCGGAAACUGCUUCUCGUGGUGUCCCGCGACUUUGUUCUUCUGCCAAGGGGAAGAGCAGAGGUCUCCUAAUGAAUGCAGAAAGUUUAGCCGUGUUAUUCCAUGAUUCUUCUCAUUUUCUUGUUUUAGCCGGUCCGGUCGAGUUGGCCUUCCUAUAACUCGGUAAAGUUUCAAACCUGAAAUUCUCUUUUUGUACCGUUUGCACAACUAGGUUCACGUCUUGUACCAUUAAGGCUGAUUAGGGGAGAACAAAUGAUUUAAGACAUCAUCAAUGUAAUAUGCCUUUAGCAGUGUUGGUAAAAUGAGACCUGCUCAUGUAUGUUAUGAGGCAUCAUGUUCUGUAUAUCGCUUGUUCUGUAUAUCACCUCAUCAUGUAUGUAAUCUAAUAAGAGGGGAACAAAAUAAGAGACGAGCUUUUGUCGA
Molecule: messenger RNA, 1755 nt
Organism: Camelina sativa (false flax)
Lineage: Eukaryota; Viridiplantae; Streptophyta; Magnoliopsida; Brassicales; Brassicaceae
Molecular function (GO): protein binding
Source: RefSeq, a predicted model, not a curated record